GUCAGAUUAAAAUGUCACAAUAUUUUUGACAAAUGUUAUUUACUUUUUGUUAUAUGUUUUUCAGCAGCAUUUCUAGUUUUUUUUUCGAUUCAUAAUCGAUGGCUAAUCUGGGAAAAUACAAGGAUAAUUUCUCCUUCAUUUGUGCGGCAGGCGUUUGGAACAAACCAAAUUUCAGUGCUGGAGACUGUUUGAAGCGUUAUACCUUAGAAGAUGAAGUGCAAGCACUCAAGGCAGACUUUCAUGUGCCUAAAAAGGAAUACAAACCGACCAAAUUGCCCAAAGUGGCUGCAACAAAUCGCAAUCCCGGCAUAUUUUUGGAGAGCCGAGAAUUACUGAAUCCUCCUCCGCUGACAAGAUAUCGUCAAUUAGUUAACGACCUAAAAGAGACCACUUAUGCAAGCUAUUGGAACAAACAACUUGGAGCAACUCCAGAUUCAACUCCAACAUUUCCUGAAGGAAUGAAAGUUGAUGAGAUUACCUUCGGCGAUCCUUAUAAAUAUGACUGUAGCGUAAAGGAUUUAAUUCAGCCUCCUAAGACACCCUACCAAGUUUUGUGGGACAGCCAAAUAAACCAUGAUGCUUAUAAAAAAGUGUAUGGUAGUUAUAAUCCCAGUGAACAGAUCAAUAGGGGGUAUGUUUCGCCACCUUUUUGCCCAACCCAAACAUUCGGCAAGAAAUGUGGCUACGACAAGAGAGGAUUGAAAGCAAAAUGCUGCCUAGAAUGGUACAACAACAGCCCGGUUACCAUCGUGAGCGGAAUCCAGAAAAACUGGAUGGAGAAAAACCAACGGAAACUCGGAAAAUGCUACGAACCCAACCAGAUCCUGGAAAUCCUUCCGGAGGGCCACACCUUUGGCGCCCCUUACCGAAGGGAAAUGUAUGGAGUUGAGGAACUCCUGAAGGAGCCCAACACACCAAUUUCAACGUCUGCACGUGACAUCCGCAUCUGGCUGGUAUCCUUCAAUCGAUUAAAGAUGGCGAUUGAGAAGAAGAUUACGCCUACCUUCGACUACAACAUCUUGUACGAAAGGUUGAAGUUUUUCGAUAGGGAUGGAUCUGGCCGAAUAACUUUCGGUCAUCUUUUAGAGGUGAUGAGGUGUCACGAGAUCUUUUUCAAUAUAAAAAACGUGAAAGCUUUGAUGGAGUAUCUGGGAAUAGUGGUGGAAAAUAUUGUGGAUUAUCAAAAAUUUAUGGACGCCUUGAAGGGGCAUUUGUCACUUGGGAAAAUUCGUAUACCUGGAAAUGACACACAUUUCUUAUCAACGUAUCAGGCGUCUUGCUGUGACUUGUUAAUUCCCGAUGAAAAUGUUUGUAGACGCGAUGCUGGCAUUCCGACGCACAGAUUGGACGAAAGAAAACCUGCUAAUCCUUAUACAGACAAAUAUGUCGAAUUAUCGGAUUUCACCAAUAUGAAAGCCUGCCUGCAGCCAAGCAUUUUCACGCAAUAUUCCUUGUCGCAUCGGGAUUUCUUAUGUCCACGAGACAAGGACUUCAUAAGGUCGCUGUUUAGAAAAAUCGGUUACGAGCUCAGCGACCAAAAUUUCGAGGAAAUUUGGAAAAUUGGAUUAGGAAGGGAUGGCUCUGGUGGAGUGUGUGUGCAGACAUUUCGUGAUCUUAUGAACGAGUAUUUUCCUUUGCAGAGGAAAUUGAACGUCGACGGUGUAGCUACUUAGAAAUGAAGAUUCGCUCAAUAAAAUAUCGAACGAUGAAGAAAUCUCUCAAUAAUUCUCGAACCCUUGGUGGAAAUAGACAUAGGAUACGAUAUUUUCGUUUCCUCCUAAAGAGAGUAAAUUAUAUAGUUACACGAG
Coccinella septempunctata (seven-spotted ladybird) is the source of this 1808-nucleotide messenger RNA. RefSeq names its product EF-hand domain-containing family member B. Lineage: Eukaryota; Metazoa; Arthropoda; Insecta; Coleoptera; Coccinellidae. The coding region runs from base 99 to 1673 and encodes 524 amino acids. The record is from RefSeq and is a predicted model, not a curated record. The transcript has 10 exons. Gene Ontology annotation, molecular function: calcium ion binding.